CUCAGAUGUUACAUAUACAGUAUGCCGUGGCUUGUGUAAUCUCUGAUGCUAUUUGCAUGUGCGCUCAGCCCUCCCACUGGUGCCAUUUGUUGCUGAUGUCUCUUUAUAAGCAGCAGGGCUGGAGGAGCCGGCAGUUAACUGCAACACUCUGGAGGAGAGAAGUGCCAUAACAGCAGUGAUUAAAGGGCAUAUUAAGAAAAGCUUUUGGAGGAAAAUUAGAAGCCUCUUCAGAUGGAGGGUCAAGUGAAUCACGCCAACAUCGAAAUGAUUGAGGAGGUGGGCCAAAAUGGAACGGUUGGGUCAAAGAUCGUCACUACAGAGUCCUUCAGACAGCCGCGUGGAUCCACCGUCAGCUUUCACAACAUCCAGUACAGUGUGAAGAUGAAGAGCGGGCCGCUUUGUAAGAAAAAGGUCAUCACUAAAGACAUCCUACAGGAUCUUAAUGGAAUCAUGAAACCUGGGCUGAAUGCCAUUUUAGGACCUACAGGAGGUGGCAAAUCUUCGUUUCUGGACGUUCUUGCGGCCAGGAAAGACCCCUCAGGCCUGUCUGGUGAAGUCUUGAUUGAUGGAGCCCCCCAGCCACCCAACUUCAAAUGUCUCUCUGGCUAUGUUGUACAGGAUGAUGUGGUGAUGGGUACUCUAACAGUGAGGGAGAAUCUGCGUUUCUCAGCUGCUCUUCGUCUCUCCUCCUCCGUGAGACAGAAGGAGAAGGAGGCCAGAGUGAAUGAUCUCAUCACUGAGCUGGGCCUCAGCAAAGUGGCUGAUGCUCGGGUGGGCACAGAGCUGAUUCGGGGCAUCUCUGGAGGGGAGCGCAAGAGAACCAACAUUGGAAUGGAACUGAUCAUUGACCCCUCUGUGCUGUUCCUGGAUGAGCCCACCACAGGCCUGGAUGCCAGCACUGCCAACUCUGUACUGCACCUGCUUAAACGAAUGGCCAAUAAUGGGCGCACCAUUAUCAUGUCCAUUCACCAACCACGUUACUCCAUCUACCGGCUCUUUGACAGCCUCACACUUCUGGUCAGUGGCAGACUGGUGUACCAUGGACCUGCUCAGAAUGCACUGGACUACUUUUCCAACAUUGGUUAUGCCUGUGAAGCUCAUAACAACCCCGCAGACUUCUUCCUGGAUGUCAUUAAUGGAGACUCCAUUGCUGCGACUAUGGCCAAGCUACAGAAUGCAGAAGCUAUAGAGUUUGAAGAGUCUGGAGACAGGAGGCAGAGUAUUGAAGCACGUCUGGUGGAGGAGUACAAAAACAGCAGCUACGCUCAAGACACCAACACUGAACUGGCGCGCAUCAUCCAGGGCAAAGAGUACAGCAUCAGGCCCAAGUCUCGCGUCAUCACCUACAACAGUGGCUUCUGCCAUCAGUUUAAUUGGGUUUUAAAGAGGACAUUCCGGAACCUGAUGCUGAACCCUCAGACUUCUGUUGCACAGUUGGGAGUCACUGUCUUCCUGGCCCUCAUUGUUGGUGCAAUCUUCUAUAAAGUGAAGGACAACCAGAGUGGCAUACAGAACAGAUUUGGUGCUCUGUUCUUCAUCACGACUAAUCAGUGCUUCAGUACACUCUCAGCUGCUGAGCUGUUCAUCACAGAGAGGAAACUCUUCAUACAUGAGUAUACCAGCGGUUACUACAGGGUUUCUGUCUACUUCCUGACUAAGAUCCUGUCUGAUAUCAUCACCCUGCGCACAAUUCCUGCCAUACUCUUCACCUGUGUCUCCUACUUUAUGAUUGGAUUUAAGCCCACAGCCGCAGCCUUCUUCAUCUUCAUGUUUACAGUCACCCUUGUGUCCUACACAGCCACGGCUAUGACCAUGGCCAUCUCUGCUGACCAGUCUGUUGUGGCCGUUGCAAACAUAUUCAUGACCAUCUCCUUCGUCUUCAUGAUGAUUUUCUCUGGUCUGCUGGUGAAUCUGGAGAGUGUGAUGGCCUGGCUGAACUGGCUGAAGUACUUCAGCAUUCCACGCUACGCACUAACAGCUUUGGAGAUCAAUGAGUUUGUGGGACUGAAUUUCUGCGGAAACUUCACAACUAGACUAGCCAACGACACACAGGGGAUCACGUGCACAGGUGAACAGCAUCUGAAGUCCCAAGGAAUCGAUUACUCCACCUGGGGUUUAUGGCAGAACCACCUGGCCCUGAUCAUUAUGACCAUCAUUUUCCUCAUCAUUGCCUACAUCAAGCUCAGAUUCAUCCGCAAGUUCUCCUGAGUAUUUAGCCAGACAGUCGUAUGUGUUUUUUUGUAAAACUUUUAUAUCUUUUAUAUAUAUAUAUAUAUAUAUAUAUAUAUAUAUAUAUAUAUAUAUAUAUGCAAAAGUUAUACAAAAAAAUACUAAUAAUCCUAAUAAUACAAACACGAUCUGGGUCUGAAAUUUUAUCAAGAUCAAGUGCAUUUUCUACAAAAUAUAAACAAAGCAAAAUCUGGAUACAUUCAAGUUAUUUUAAAAAUACUCUUUGAUCAUAGACAAUAUAAUUCUAAAGAAAAAAAGGAAUUUUUUUAGAGAAAUAAUUCUCUAAAUAUUCUUGAGGUUAGAUGACUCAAGAUUAUAAACAGUUUAAUGUCUGACAUAUUCUCUGUCUUUGGUUGUAGUCUAAUCAACAAAAAUGUAAAUAUGUAAAUUGACUCAAGUUUAUAAUUUGCAUUUGUAUGACCUUUUUUACUUUUUAAUUCAUAUUAACUUUUUGUAUUUAACAAGUAUUCACAUGUCAAUUAAAGUGCUGC
Astyanax mexicanus (Mexican tetra) is the source of this 2720-nucleotide messenger RNA. It is a transcript of the gene abcg2d, whose product is annotated as ATP-binding cassette, sub-family G (WHITE), member 2d. Gene Ontology annotation, molecular function: ABC-type transporter activity; ATP hydrolysis activity; ATP binding. The transcript has 16 exons. The record is from RefSeq and is a predicted model, not a curated record. Gene Ontology annotation, cellular component: plasma membrane. Lineage: Eukaryota; Metazoa; Chordata; Actinopteri; Characiformes; Acestrorhamphidae. The coding region runs from base 232 to 2208 and encodes 658 amino acids.